UCUGCAACACCACUUGGGAUGGUUUAUCCUGCUGGCCGCCAACGAGUGCUGGUACAUCAGCUGUUAUACAUUGUAUGGAAUAUUUGAAUAGGGUACCUUAUGACACGACACAAAAUGCCACCCGUGAAUGCUACGACAACGGAACUUGGGCUCUACGCUCUGAUUACUCUAAAUGCAGACCCCUCUACCAAAACGAUGAAUCUUUCGAGGUGCUGUGGGAUGUAAAAGAUGCUCAUACCAUAUAUUCGAUUGGAUAUGGACUUUCUCUAAUUGCACUGGCUAUCGCCUUGUGGAUAUUUCUUUAUUUCAGUGAUCUUCGAUGCCUACGAAAUACUAUCCAUACGAAUCUGCUUGUGACAUACCUCUUCAUAGAUCUCACUUGGAUCAUCACUGCAGUUCUUCAGUCUAGUUCAUCCACUGAAGCCAAUAAGGUUGCAUGUUUUCUAGUCAUCUUGCUGACUUAUCUGAUGGGCACAAAUUUCUUUUGGAUGUUCGUUGAAGGCAUGUAUUUGUACAUCCUCGUUGUGAAGACAUUUUCGGUAGAAACAGUAAAGAUGCAUGUCUAUGCCGUAAUCGGAUGGGGUCUUCCAGCCGUUGUGGUUUUAUGCUGGGCGAUCGUAAAAGCUCAAUACGGACAAAUUGCUAUUGACCCUGCAAAAGCUCAAUUUGAACAGACAAGCGAUUUUCCACUUUACGUGUGUCCUUGGCAGAGCAGAGACAGUUACGAUUACAUCUUUAUGUGCCCUGUAAUUUUAGUCUUGCUCCUCAAUAUCUAUUUCCUUGGAAGAAUUAUGUGGGUGCUCAUUACGAAACUCAGAGCAGCUACGAGUGCAGAGUCGAAGCAAUACAGGAAAGCAGCUAAAGCUUUGCUGGUUCUGAUUCCUCUCCUCGGUGUUACGUAUGUAGUUUUCAUUGUGACACCAACACACCGAACGGCCAGAGUUAUCUUUUCCUACAUCCAAGCCGCCCUACUCUCAACACAGGGUUUUACAGUAGCGGUCCUGUAUUGCUUUCUCAACGGCGAGGUACGUAAAUCUGUUCGACAUCAUCUUGAACAGUGGAAAGACCAAAGAGGUCUUGGUAGUAACAGGAGACAAAUGCGUAUCGAUGGAUCCAGAAGUACAGAUGGGGGAUUUCGUCUUUAUGCAAACAGAGGUGUGCGUGACAGAACCAGCUGCAUUAGUUUGUCGACCAGCGGAACAUGGGUGGGCAGUUACCCCAAAUCUGUUCAACCUACAGGACAAAGACCAAGUAACGGUUCAUACAGUCAAAUUCCUGUACGAGAUGAUGCCAUAUGAAUACCACAUCAUAUAAGAAGAUGUUCUAAUCUACAGAUAUUUAAACUUCGAUAUCUAUCAGUGUAAACUUGUUAAGUGUGUUUGUUACGUACUAAUGUCAAAUGGCAUGUUCAAGUCAUUUUUACCAUCAUAUGAUUGGAGAACAAGAACUGUAGCAUUCCCGGGGUUAAUUUUUUGUAUGCUCGCUAUGUAAAUUAUAAUUGUUGACACAAACAGAAUUUUCCUUUCAUUUCAAAUACAAGAAAGUUUACGAAAGUAGAAAAUGUGUAUCAAAUUGACGCAAUAAACAAAAUGUGCUUCUGAUUUAAAUACUGUGAGCUAUACUUCGAUUUAGGACGCAAAAACCAUUGAAAACUAGAUCAACAGGCUUAUAACGACUUCAUUACUGUUUAAAGUAAUUGAAAACCAUUUAAGAUGGCACUUCAUUGUCCAAUUUUUAGGAAAAUAGAUUUUAAAAAGCUAAAUUAUAAUAUUUUAUAUAAUUUUUCAUUUUUCGUCUUAUACAUUGACGUUUUUAUUCUAAAGUUUUAAAAGCUUAUUUCUAUACUCAAGACUCUAGACUUUCAAAUCAGAAAAGUCAGUGAAGACAGCAUAUUAAAUGUAUAUCUUUUAUAAAUUAUUUAACCCUCAUUUGACAGUUUUAUAAUAGUUAAUAGUAACCUUCAUUUGAUAGUCAUAUAAUUUUUCUGUGCUUAAAGAAAAUUUGAAAUGUACAAGAAGGUGUAUAGAAAGUUGCUUUUAGAUUAUAUAAAAAUUAGGUAAUACUUAAUUAAAAUUAAGGUAAUAUCUUAAUUACCUGAAGUCAAAGCAAAAAGAAAUUACAGUGUUUAUUACGUUAAAUACUUUAUAAAUUGAUAGCCCCUACUUUCUGUCAAACUUCCGUCAAAGUGAAUUAUAUCUGUGGCUAAUAAUAUACAAAACCUUACCAUACAUAUGUAUACUACUAUGUAUACUAGCAGUGAAUAAGAAUCUUUAAAUCUAUAUUUAAAUUUUAAACUAUCUGAAAUAUGUAUAUUGAUAGACAUUUUCUUUUCUAUUAAUAUAAAAUUAGUACUUAAUUUUACCACUAGUUUUCUCAAGCAAAUGAAAAUAAUUUACAUUACACUACCUGGAGUAUUUUUCGAUUUAAUAAUUUUGAUGAUAUGUUUUAACAAUAUUUAUUAAAAAUAAUUAAAAUUUAAGGGAAUUUGCGUGUAAUGCAUUUCAGGAACAUUUAAUAUAUUAAGAAGAUUCGUAUGCCGAUUGUUUUCUGCAUACACUUUUAACAGCUUAGUAAUUAAAUAAUGCAGGAGACUUAUACUUGUAUAUAAGUAAAUUUAUGUUAUGCGUUAGUGGAACAUAAAUAUUAUCAUAAAUGUUGUGCUGUUUUGUGGACUAUAAAUACUGUCAUUCUUAGAUGUGAAACUUUCUCAAAUAUUGCUCAGAAGAAUAAUCUUGCCAUAAGAUUCAAUACCCGUCGGGUCUACAAAACAGUGCAAAGUACUUUUAAUAAUUUGACUGACCUGGAAAUAAUUCUCGAUUUAUAAAGUGAAAUUUUCCUUUAGCUGUGUAAUUUUGAAAGAAGAUAGAAAACUGUCAUGAAAAAUGUACUUGGUGCCUAAUAUAUUUGCCAAAAUGACUUUUGACUCAGAUGUCAAAAGUCGUUAUCGAUUUUUGACAAAUCUAUAAUUUUCACAUACAAAAGGCGAACCAUUAACUGGAGAAUACUUUUAAUGCUGACGCGCUUCUCUUCGGACAUGAUAAUAUUUUUAUGUAAAGAAUUCAAGAACUUUUAAUACACUAAGUGAGACUGUAAGGAAGGGCUCUUAGAAGCUUUUAUGGUUCAGUAUUUCAUCGCCCAAAUUUCCAUAUCCUCAAGUAUUUGGAAUCCAAAGAUUUUGCUGAAUAUCUUUUUGCUACCAAACGAACUUACUAAGAGUGUGCAGUAAAAAACUCUUCUAGUUUUGAAAUUUAAAUGGAAGCAUUUCAUAAAUUCAUUUUAUUUCUUACUGCUUAAUAAAUAUUUUGUAAGUAUACAAAGCCCAAUACUUAUUUUAUGAAGUACUGAAGAAUGGAAUUUUUACAUGUUAACAUAUAUGAGAGUUGAGCAGAUUUUUUCAUUUAUCAUUUAAGUCAUCUCCUUAUUUACCACAGUAUUUGUCUUUUUAAGUGGCGUAAAAUCGUUAAAAUUACUAUAUGUGUCGUCUGAAAGAAAUUGUGACUAAAUGUAGUGGUGUUAUGAUAUUUUGCAUGCUGUAUUUUCUAACUAAAAGCUUGUAUUUAAACUAAACUCGUCGUUUUCAAGUAAUUUUAAUUUAUUCGGUCAGAAAUGGUUUUCAAACUGAUUAUUCGCAUAUAUGUUUUAUUCAUUAUUUUUAAAACUAAGGUCUUAAACAUAUUUCUGCUUUUAUAAUAUCGGUUAAUAAAUGUAAUAGUAAGGCUUUUAUUCAUGUUUUAUCAUUUAGUAACUCCUAGUGAAUUAAAAUUUGGUUCUCUCUAAAAUCGAGUUAAAGAGUUUUUAAAUCAAGAUCUCGAAUUCCUACAAGCGAUGUGACAUGAAACAUAAAAGGAAACUCAGUCAUUCAGUAUAUAUACUGUUCUAAUUUUAGAAGAUUCUUAUAUUUUGGAAGAUUUUUCUUCAUAAUAUUAUGCUUAAGAAAGUUAAGCGCAUUUUCAAUUACCAAUAUUAUUAUAUCAUGUAAAACUGCUGCCAUUCGAAUUACCUUUAUCUUAAAUACUGUUAUAAGUACUUAAUGCAACAUAAUACGAAAUUUAAUGUUAAUAAUAAAAAGACGCAAAAAAAGUUUUGUAAGCCAUCUUACUAGGAAAACUGAAUUGUUGAUAUGACAAAUUGAAAAAAAGACUGAAAAAAAAUAGAUAAAUGUAUGCUAGCAUUUAGCAUUGCCUCGGAUAUUCUAAACAAAUGCUGCUGUGCUGCUUUUACAAUUUUUGUAAAAUCUGAAUUGUAUAUAGCGUAAGUACGAAGAAAAUGGUGCUUUAUAGUAAAGGUAGCAGGAGCGAGUGCAACAGCAGACUGGUUAGACUGCUACCUCAGCGAGAGCGUAAAAAAAAAUUGACAAAUUCUUUUGGGUGAUCGUUAAAAAUUAAGGCUGUAAUUAAAAUAAUUAAGAUGUAAAAUUGUUAUUUUGCAGCAAAAUGUAUUAAAAUGGACCCAUUAUAAGUCCAUUUUAAUACAUUUUCUUCUAGAAAUUUUCAUAUAUUUAACAUUUUCUCUAAGUAGACUGAAAAAUAUUUGCAUAAAGAAAGGGCUAAUGUGAACUGUAAAUUGACAUACUAUGAUAACCAUUUAGCUUCAAAGAUAAAACUUUUAAAUGAAGAAAAUUCAUAUUAUAUUAUUGUAAACUGAUAAUUUAACUAUGCUAUCUAACCAUAUAUAUCUAAAUACAAUGAAAACAUUUUUGUCUUAUCCGCUUCUCCCAAAUAUUUGACACAUUUAAAGAAAUUAAAUUUCGAAUUCCACUACUUCUGCUGCGCGUUAAGAAUAUUUAUUUAACUAGGUCAUAUUUAUUUGUUCGCGUUAUUUUGUUUUAUACGUAAAUAUUUAAACUGCUAUAAUGCUGCUGCUGCAGUAAUGUUGUUAUAAAAUAAUCUCGCAAAUCUUAACUAUUUGUAGAAUACUCUUUGAAUUAAUACUUUUCGAGUCUUAAUACUUUAAUAGAUAACAGAAAUUUCAUGCUUACAUUUAAUUUAUUAUUUCACAUUUUCACUGGAAGUUAUCAUUAUAUUGAAUGCUCAUGAACUGAUGUUUACUUUAUUUAAUUAACCAAAAACUUAUAGCAAUACAUAUAAACUCUAAUUUAUAAUAAGAAUCGAAAAAUAAAUUUUACAAACUACCAUUUGUUAGAAAUAUAUAUAUAUAUCAAAAUGAGACAUAUAAAAAUAAAUCUCUCUGUAAAUAAUAUUACAUUUAUGCAAGUGAAAAAUGUGCACCUAAUGAAGUAAACUGCUUAAAAAAAAGCUUUUUACACCCUCCUGUGGCAGAUCGUGCAAUUAAAUGCUAUUUCGGAUGCUACGAUUUUUAAUAAAUAGCGAUUUUCUUUACAGCUUGUGAAAAUAAAUGUGUAUUUUUUAAAAACGUACACAGCGCAAAAAACAAAUGGGACAGUUCUAUAUCUCCCGUUCUACUGGGACGAUUGACGAAAUUCAAAUUGCGUUUUUCAUGUCUAGAAAGCG
Stegodyphus dumicola is the source of this 5471-nucleotide messenger RNA. RefSeq names its product diuretic hormone receptor-like. Gene Ontology annotation, cellular component: plasma membrane. The record is from RefSeq and is a predicted model, not a curated record. Gene Ontology annotation, biological process: cell surface receptor signaling pathway; adenylate cyclase-modulating G protein-coupled receptor signaling pathway. Lineage: Eukaryota; Metazoa; Arthropoda; Arachnida; Araneae; Eresidae. Gene Ontology annotation, molecular function: G protein-coupled peptide receptor activity; diuretic hormone receptor activity; peptide hormone binding.